UUUCAGCCUUUUGCCAGCAGCAGCAGCAGCAGCAUACGCGUUUAAUACAUUGCAGAGUGACAGCUAGCGGGGUGCUAGAAACACAGUGAAAGCAACGGGCUUGAAUCAGACUCAUACCACUGAGAGAUCAGUUCCUCUUUUUUUCAGUAUUGUUUUGCUUCCUAUUCGCGUUGGUGUUUCAAGUACAAUAGGCGCUGAAUUAAGAUUUAUUAAGGAUGUCGGUGGCCGGAUUCAAAAAACAGUUCCACAAAGCGAGUCAGUUAUUAAGUGAGAAGAUAAGUGGAGCCGAAGGAACGAAACUAGAUGAAGACUUCAUGGAAAUGGAAAGGAAAAUUGAUGUCACAAACAAAUCCGUCUUUGAACUUGUGUCUAAAACCACAGAAUACCUUCAACCAAAUCCAGCAUACAGAGCCAAGCUUGGUAUGCUGAACACAGUGUCUAAAAUCAGAGGCCAGGUCAAAACGACAGGUUACCCCCAGACGGAAGGCCUGCUGGGAGACUGCAUGCUGCGAUAUGGAAGGGAGCUGGGAGAGGAGUCCAACUUUGGAAAUGGUUUGGUCGAUAUUGGUGAAGCUAUGAAACAAAUGGCUGAGGUGAAAGAUUCCCUGGAUAUCAGUGUUAAACAGAACUUUAUUGAUCCACUACAAACACUACAGGAAAAAGACUUAAAAGAGAUUGUGCACCACUUAAAAAAGCUUGAAGGUCGACGGUUAGAUUAUGAUUACAAAAAGAAACGUCAAGGUAAGAUACCAGACGAAGACAUCAAGCAAGCUGUAGAAAAAUUCGAAGAGUCCAAAGAGCUGGCUGAAAGAAGUAUGUUCAACUUUUUAGAAAAUGACGUAGAGCAGGUGAGUCAGUUGGCAGCUUUAAUUGAGGCAGCACUAGACUAUCAUAAACAGUCUUCAGAGAUUUUGGAAGAACUUAACAGUAAAUUACAAAGCAGAAUAACGACAGCCAGUAAUCGUCCUAAACAGGAGUUCAAGCCAAAGUCCAUUAUGACAAGCUUGGAAACGAUUGACAACCAGCAACACAAUGGCUUGUCAUACAGCUCUUCUUUCAAAUCCUCAGGUAUUGCGCCUGACAUGGUUCUCAAAGAUGUCCAGAUAAAUCCCACUGCUAAUGGAAAAAGAUCGUCGGUUCACUUGGACCAGCCUUGCUGUCGGUCACUUUAUGAUUUCGAGCCUGAAAACGAAGGAGAGCUUGGAUUCAAGGAAGGGGACAUCAUCACUUUAACCAACCAGAUUGAUGAAAACUGGUAUGAGGGCAUGAUACACGGGGAAUCUGGCUUCUUCCCAAUCAGCUAUGUGGAAGUGAUAGUGCCUUUGCCCCAAUAAGAGCCAGCGUUCAAGAUUUCUAUCAGAACUGUGGACGUAAUCUCAUAGCUCUAGAAUUCAAAAGACAUUUCAUCAACGUUGCAUUCUGUGAAAGCCCUGCAUUUUGUCAACUGGCAUACCUUUAUAUAGGUCUUAUUCCUCGAGUAUUUAUUUUGUACAUAUUUCAUUUGUAUUGAACAUGUUUGACUUUUUAUUGGCUAUAUCAAAUGCUGUUGUGCUAUUUGGUUGCCUUGAAAACUUUUUGAAAUGUAUUUUUUUCUUCUAAUUGUAUUCUAUGUAAUCGGUUGAUAUUUUCAGUUAAUGGCAGUGCAUUUUUGCUACAAUGUGAACUAGUUUGCCUGCAGUGGUCUUAAGUGUUUCUGAAACACACGUUUAAACUGUAAGUAUUAACUAACUGUAAUUCUAUGAAUGACUGUCCUCACUGUGUCAUUUAUGUUUACAUGGUAUAACUUAUUGUGAUACAAGAGAAGAAUCAUAAUGCAUAUUACCAGUUCUGUAUUGAAUAGGGGUAACCCUCACUUGCACUCACCAGGUGUUUUGUAUACACUUUAUAUUGCACUAAAUGUACACUCUUCUACACACAAAUUAUUCUUUUUUUUACCAUUGCACUUUCUAUCUUCUGUCGAAUAAAUAAAAGAAACAUGAAUGAUGUGAAUAAGUGACCAUUUAUAUAAAUAAAAUGUAUACUGUAUGUAUAAAA
Molecule: messenger RNA, 2034 nt
Organism: Acipenser ruthenus (sterlet)
Lineage: Eukaryota; Metazoa; Chordata; Actinopteri; Acipenseriformes; Acipenseridae
Product: endophilin-A3
Exons: 10
Coding region: 216-1334 (372 amino acids)
Biological process (GO): synaptic vesicle uncoating; endocytosis
Cellular component (GO): glutamatergic synapse; cytoplasm; presynapse
Molecular function (GO): protein binding
Source: RefSeq, a predicted model, not a curated record